CUCCCCGCGCCGUAUAAAUGCCAACAGCUGAUCGCGAGACGGCACACUCACGGGAACACCUCGCGGAAGCUGCAGAAAGAGAGAGACCGAGGGGAAGAGAGUGAGAGAAGAGAGAGAGAGGGAUACACAGAGAGAGAGAGAGAGAGAGAGGGGGGAUGCUGUUGAUCCACUCGGCCGCAGGGAGUCUUACUGUGCUCUUCUACCGACUUGAGUAAGUCGUCAUUAACGGGAACUAAGGACUACUUCUGCGGCAGGAGAGGGAAGGACAAGGUGUCCGACAUCUUUUUUGAAAAGCUUCCAAAAAUCGUCCCUCCGUUGUUUUAUUUUCUUCGCAUCCCUCCCUCCUCCUCUUCCUCCUCCUCUUCCUCCUCUUCCUCUUCUUUAAAGAGGGCUGAGAGCCGUCGCGCGCGCUGCAGGGUGUCUUCCACCGCCUCUUGUUUUGUUUUUUGUUUUUUUUUUGUUGUUGUUGUUGUUGUUUUUUGUUUAAACUGCUCACGAGCCUCUCUGCCCGCGAGCGCAGAGACCCCCGAGGCACCCCCCUCCCCUCCUCCCCUCCUCCCCCCCAGGAGGGAGCUGUCCGGUGCUGAAGUUGCAUUUCUCACCUUUUUUUUUGUUGUUGUUGCAAGGGGGACUAACGCGGGGAGACAGAAGAAAGCCAGAGAGACUGAAACUGGAAAAAAAAAGAAAUAAUAAAAUAAGCGGUCAACUAUUUUACCGGAUCAAUUCACAGCUCGCGCUUCCCUCCAAAACCCCCUGAAGACAAUCUUCCUCCCGGUUUUUCGCCUUCAUCUUGUUGGUGUGUGACGGGCGACUCACCGAGCACGCUGGCCAGGCCGUCGGCGAUCGGCUGUGUUUGUGAGUGUGUGUCGUUGUGUUUGUGACAGUGUGUGUGUGUGCGUGUGUGUGUGUGUGUGUGUGUCGGGUGUCGCACCACCAUGCCAAGGUCUUUCUUGGUGAAAAAGGUGAAAUUGGAUGAUUUCUCCACCGGGGCGGAUUUGGAGAACGCCUACCGGCACAGGACAGACCUCAGCCUGCGGCUUCAUGACAAAGCUGGUUACAUCAGCGACUACAUCAGCCCUGUUGUGUACGAUGGUGAGAGUGACAGUGGGAUCAAGGUGCCCUCACCCGACCCCCUCUAUGAUGGCAUCCACAGUGACUACGGGGCCCCUGACUCUGAAUCCCCUGACAGUCCCGGCUCAGAAAUCACUGACGGUUACAUCAACGGAGAUGCUGCUGUGAGUGAGGGUUACACAGUCGAUGCCUUCUUCAUCACCGAUGGCCGCUCGAGGAGGAAAGCUCUCAGCAGUCCCAGGACCAUCCAGAGGCACACCUGCAACGAGUGCGGCAAAACCUACGCCACGUCUUCCAACCUGAGCCGGCACAAACAGACACACCGCUCGCUGGACAGCAAGCUGGCAAAGAAAUGUCCGACCUGCGGGAAGGUGUACGUGUCCAUGCCCGCCAUGGCCAUGCACCUGCUCACUCACGACCUCAAGCACAAGUGUGAUGUGUGUGGGAAAGCGUUCAGUCGACCCUGGCUUUUACAGGGCCACAUGCGCUCUCACACGGGCGAGAAGCCGUUCGGAUGUGCCCACUGCGGGAAGGCCUUCGCAGACCGCUCGAACCUGCGCGCUCACAUGCAGACCCACUCGGCCUUCAAACACUUCAAGUGCAAACGCUGCAACAAGACCUUCGCGCUCAAGAGUUACCUGAACAAGCACUACGAGUCUGCCUGCUUCAAAGGCCCCUUCUCUCCUCUAGGUCCCCUAGAUGCAUGACCCCCCUGCAUAGAUAAAACAACUGACAAAACUGCAGACAUAAAUUAUCCUUACAGACUGACCUGCAGACACAAACAAUCUAUUUUUGGUCAGAAUAUGACCUUGCUUUCCCGCCUUCCCUUUCUCUCACUUGCCCCUUACCUUGCUUUCCCUUGGAGCCUACUCAUGAUGAUGAAGAUGACGAAGAUAGCACAAUUUUUCCUCCUUGAGAU
Messenger RNA from Dicentrarchus labrax (European seabass), 1990 nucleotides. RefSeq names its product transcriptional repressor scratch 1-like. The transcript has 2 exons. Gene Ontology annotation, biological process: regulation of DNA-templated transcription. The coding region runs from base 936 to 1778 and encodes 280 amino acids. Gene Ontology annotation, molecular function: DNA-binding transcription factor activity, RNA polymerase II-specific; RNA polymerase II cis-regulatory region sequence-specific DNA binding. The record is from RefSeq and is a predicted model, not a curated record. Lineage: Eukaryota; Metazoa; Chordata; Actinopteri; Moronidae.